AUGGCUAAACAAAUUAUUUGUCCUAAAUGUGGAUAUAUAUUCGCUAAAGGUGCAAAACAAAGGGAUCUUACUAAACACCUUAAACGAAAAAAUCCUUCUGAAAAUGAAUUUAAACGCCUAAGUAAUAUUACAGGAGAUUAUGAAAAAAAUUUAAUAUUUCGUGAACAACAAUUAGGUCCAGCACUAAAAAGACGAGUAAUAGCAGUUUACAAUGCUAAAGUUCAUACUUUUCAUCCAGAUAAUGGAAGUGAUAUAAGAAGAAUGUUAGAGAGUCAAAGAAAAAAUUUCGAGAAUUACUUGAAAAAGAAUUUGACAAACGAGGCCAAUUCAAAUUCGCAUUAUGUUCACUUACAAAAUUUCUUUUAG
Messenger RNA from Entrophospora candida, 366 nucleotides. The record is from the annotation of a GenBank genome assembly. Lineage: Eukaryota; Fungi; Glomeromycota; Glomeromycetes; Entrophosporales; Entrophosporaceae.